AUGGCCAAGACCCCGCUGGGCGACGGAGAUUUUGAUGGUCUGUUCAGUGUUGAGAUCCACUAUAGUGGUUUCUUUUGUGGCAGUGACAUAAACAGAACAUACAUGGACUAUGAGGUUGAUUGGUUUGACAAUUGUCAGACUGACACUUGGUCCUUACUCUGGAUUGAUGACUUUCUUCUGCAGCUGGGCUAUGAUAGACAAGCUUCAAAGAUUGAUGUUUACUGGUGUGAACCAAGAAAGACAGUUAGUGAUGGCCUGAAGCUCUUGACCUGUGAUGCCGACAUUGUUCUUAUGAUUUGUGCAACAUUAGAGCACAAGAACCUGCUGCUGAUAGUAGACCAUGGUGAUACCCUGCAGUCAUUAAACAAAGAUGAUGUUCUGACAAAUGGAGUGAAGGAUCCACCUAAGGUUAUUACUCCAAAGAGGCAUGGAAAAGAAAAUGUCAGUUAUCCAGAGAAAGAGCAGAGUCCUAGAGAGAAAAUGUCAAGGACAACAAGGAGAUCUAUGUCAUUUGGAGAAGGAUGUAGCUCAAGGAAUGCUAUGGAGGAGGAGAAUAUUGAGGAUGUUAACAAUAGUGAAGAAGAGGGAAAUGAUGAGGAUGCAGGGUCAGAAACAGAUGAGGAGUUCUAUGAGAGUGACUAUGAAGUUGCAGAAGGUGAUGAUGAUUUGUUUGACGCAAAUGUAGACAAAGAUGUUGAUGAUCACAGAGAGAAGAACAUAUUGCCAGACUUUGAAGAAGAACUUCCAGAAGAUGCUUUGGAGGACAGCCACUUAAAUAUGUCGAAAGAAGAGAAAGAGAAGCUGAAGCACAAAUUCAGUACUUUCAACCCAACAACUGAUCUGAAUGCACCUGUGUUUAAGAUUGGGUUGGUGUUUGCAGAUAUGAAGGAAUUGAGGCAUGCUCUCACUGCAUACAGUGUAAGGAAUAGGGUGAAAGUGAACAAGCUCCGAAAUACUUCAGUAUCACUAGAGGCUGUAUGCAAGCCUGGUUGCACUUGGUACUUGAAGGCAGGUAAAGAUAACAGGUCAAGUAGCAUACAGAUCAAGAAGUAUGUUGACAAUCACACUUGCACAAAAGCAUGGGACCUGAGAGUUCUGACUGCUCCUUUUCUUACUAACAAGUUCAGAGAAGAAUUCAGAGACAAUGAAAAAAUGCCUCUGAAGAAAUUUUCAGAUAAGGUGGAGACAGAAUAUAAUUUGGUUCCACACAGGAGUAAGUUGGGAAGAGCUAGGAGAGCAGCAGUGAAUCAAAUAAGGGGAGUAGAUGAUGACCAAUAUAAUACUUUGUGGGACUAUGGUCAGGAGCUUAGAAGGAGCAAUCCAGGAAGCCAGUUCUUCUUGUGCACUAAGGAAGUAUUUGAUGAGAAGACAAAGAAGGUACAAGACCACUUUUCCACAUUGUACUGGUCAUAUGAUGCAUGCAAGAGGGGAUUCCUUAAGGGAUGUAGACCAAUCAUUUUCCUGGAUGGUUGUCACAUUAAAACGAGAUACAAGGGAACAUUACUAACAGCCGUUGGAAUCGAUCCCAAUGAUUGUAUCUUUCCAGUAGCAUUUGGGUUAUGUGAAGUGGAGUCAACCCAUAGCUGGGAGUGGUUCUUAGCAUCCUUAAAGGAUGACCUGAACAUAAUGAACACCUCACCAUACACCAUUAUGAGUGACAAGCAGAAGGGAUUAAUAAAUGCAGUGAAAAAGGUUUUCCCUCAUUCAGAACAUAGAAACUGUGUUAGGCACAUUUAUCAAAAUUUUCAUAAAGUACACAAGGGAGAGCAGCUCAAGAAUGAUCUAUGGUCUAUAGCAAGAAGUAUUCAAUAG
Triticum urartu is the source of this 1812-nucleotide messenger RNA. The record is from RefSeq and is a predicted model, not a curated record. NCBI's taxonomy places the organism in Eukaryota, Viridiplantae, Streptophyta, Magnoliopsida, Poales, Poaceae.